CAGGAAAGAAGGAAGGAUCGCGCACACACCACCGAUGGACACGCAAAAAGAGGCAGAUCAACGGAAAGAAAUUGCCACACGGACGUUCCGAUCUGUGUGGAUUACGGAGUGUGCGCGAACCGUACGGAUGUACGUGCAUACAUUCACCAUUCCACCGCCGAGGUAUGUAUGGACAUCAUCACACAGACGCUCAUCCCAUCCGUGUGAGACAUAACUGUAUGUCUGCACACCAACGGCAAAAAAUGUAUCUUCUCCUACAGACACAUGCCUGCCUGCCUCACUGCAAGCGACGUCAGUCAAGAGGCCGCUUCUCUACCCCCUACACAGCCGACAUGCACACGCAUAUUGAUGCCAUCCAUAUCUGUGUCUGUUAGCACAAAGUGCGAGUGUUGGUGUCUGUGUCUUAGUGUGCAUGGUGUGCGUGUGAAAUGGGCCUCAUCAGCCGACGCACAGCAGCACACAUCCAAUCAUCCACCCAUGCAUGUACUCACCAAGCAACUGUCGGCAUCUAUGCUGCGUAUGUGUUCUUGUGUGCUACUGCAUACAGCCUGAACACAUACAUACACCCACGAGGGCGAUGGAUGCAUUCCUCUGCCUCUUCCCGGCAGUUAGCUUGGUCCGCGGAGCAACGUCCUGUGUGUCGAUGCUGGAGUUGUUGCCGACCUCUGUGCCGUUGCUGGCUGAAAGUGUACUUCCCGGCAGAGGCCGCCCGUGCCCCUGCCCGAAACGCCAAUUUCAAGAAGCAGGAGGGGGAAGAAUAGCGAGACCCCGAUAUUGCCACAUGUCGGUUCUCGAAUGCGACUUGGGCGUCGGGUGGGCAGCACGCGUUGUGUAGAGAGGCGAGGGACUGCAAGAUGGGAAGGACAGUGCUGUCGAUGACGAAGAAGCGCAUCGCCACUCUCAGCUGAUUAAGGGACCGGCAGCACCCACGCGAUGUGAGUGCAGCCUACACGGAGAAACACCACCACCAAUGUGGUGAGCCGCGUCCAAAUUUAGCCCGUCUUGCACGUGCAUCUUUUUGAUUACUUACCUGCAGUCUGUCGACCACUGCACGGCCGCGACCGGCAGCAGUGAAGCCCAGCUGGAUGGUUGCGAUACUCUGCAGACGUGCAAGUGGCUGCCCUGGGCACGCGCUCGAACAUACCGACACACGCCUCACCCAGCAGCCGGUGACCGCCCACGUGCUGCAGCGACUGUGACGAGGCCCACCACUCCCACUUUCUCUGCUCCAGGCGCUCCAGUGAUGGCAUGCGCCACCCUCUGUUGGCAAGGCCGUGAUGAUUGCGAAGGAGGCCGGUGAUGGUCGUGAGCGCAUCGAGCGAUGGGGGGGACGAGGGGCGCCAGAUGGUGACGGCCGACGGCAUCCCUCCAAUGUGAUGGUGUGCAGGGUGCCGUCCUGGAUGUUGGCUGCUCUCCGGCCGGUAACAUGACCCUCGAUCGCGGUGAUGAAUACUUCAAUGCACCACAGAGCCGCGCCCACGGGUAGCGGAGAGUGAUUGUCGUCAGCCGGGUAAGUUUCUUCGACCAUUCGAUGAGAGAGAGAGAGAGAGAGAGAGAGGGACCCGCUGCCACACCGACUGCUCGUUCCUGUUCCUGCUGUUGAUGGUGAGGUGGCUGUGUGUGGGUGCUGUUUGCUCCAAGGCCGUGAUCGAUAGCAGGGCGAGCAGAUAGGCAGGAAAGCCGUGAUGCAGUUGACAAGACCAGGCUGCACAAAGACAAAGACACACAGAGAGAGCGACAGUGAGUUUAAAUGAGGUGCUUUAUUCGCCGUGAUUGUCUGCCUCAGUUCUUCCUUUCUCUUUGCGCGUCGGCCAUCCUCAUCUCUAGCGGCUGCCGCCCCACACACACACACAGGAGCGAACGAUGCGCUGACACACAAUGAGGCUGCCGGUGCGGCCUUGCUUGGCCUGACAUCCCACGCACACGACGCAGAAUUUGGAACGACGAUAGCCUGUCAUCCACUCAUUCAUGUAGCGCUGCAAACUAGGGGGGCUG
Vitrella brassicaformis is the source of this 1995-nucleotide messenger RNA. The record is from the annotation of a GenBank genome assembly. Lineage: Eukaryota; Vitrellaceae.